Pseudovirgaria hyperparasitica is the source of this 2174-nucleotide messenger RNA. RefSeq lists its product as uncharacterized. The record is from RefSeq and is a predicted model, not a curated record. Gene Ontology annotation, molecular function: monoatomic cation transmembrane transporter activity. NCBI's taxonomy places the organism in Eukaryota, Fungi, Ascomycota, Dothideomycetes, Acrospermales, Acrospermaceae. Gene Ontology annotation, biological process: monoatomic cation transport; transmembrane transport. The transcript is spliced from 4 exons. Gene Ontology annotation, cellular component: membrane. Bases 270 to 1964 code for a protein of 564 amino acids.
UUUUUUUGUGUCUGGACUCUGUGCACUCUGCCGCCCGAGCUCCAAUCGCGGGUCCCCGAAACUCAUCUGGGCAGCUUGAAGCGUUGUUAUCUUUCUUUUUAUAAUACAUGGCGCAGGCGCUCGUCUUGUAACUCUACCCGGAAUAUUGUUGGUCUUCUUACAAGGCUAGGGCCAGAUAAAGGUCGCCCUGCCUUUGUAUCGCACAUUCAACACCGUCAACGCGCCUCGUUCUCAAGCUCGGCCGGCCGCUAUUUCCUUGAUCGCAAGCCAUGUCUUCGUUGGAAGAUCAUUCCACCUCCCCAGGGCUCUAUCGCCAAAGAUCCCACCACGGCGCGGUUCUGAAGGGAUACUUGCCUCUUUCCGAAGAUCAUGCCAUCUCUACGCGCGGACAACAUUUGCCCGGCUUGAUCCAAAGCCGCUCCUCAGCCACCAUAUCAUCUCUCGCAGACCGAAGGCCGAGCCGAUUUCACGAUGAAGAUCUAGAGGCCGCCAAUGAAACAGACAACGAGAGUGUCUAUAUUGGCCAUGGCAGAGAAAGGCGCGAAAGCUCUGGCUGGGAAGCUCUCAUGGCUCCGCAGAUGCGCAGCCAGCGUCUCAUCGGGAACAGCAAUCCUCGUUACCAAUGGGAUCAAUACUGGAAAUCUGAGGAGGAACUCAAGAAAUGCAAGAAAUCUGUGCGCAAAUACUACGAACACAACAAUUCUUUAAUUCAGCAAUUUGCGUACAUAGAUCGCCUCCUCGACUCGUCCCUACCACAUACACUGAUUCAGGAGUACCAAAACAACGACUAUGGACUUGACAUCCCUCCAACUAUAUCGGAAGAGUCGCCUGCGUCCCCGAACGAGCUUUCGGAUUCUGCGAGUUUCAAAGCCUCGACUAAUGGUUCAUAUGGUACAACUCAGACAACGCCAAAUAACGGACCAGUCAAUGGUGCAUCCAAAGUCAAGAGAACGGCAAAGAACUUGUACAAGGUUCCGUCAGGGGAAGAGGCACCACUCCUAUCGAGAGUCGAUAGCGAGCCAGACUCCCCAACUGGCAUGCCAGAUUUUGAACCCGAAGAGGACAUGGACAGUGGCGCUCGUAUCGUCACGGUAGCCAUAUACAUCAACUUGGUCGCCAACACCAUACUCCUCAUCCUGAAGAUCAUAGUAACAAUAAUGACAUCCUCCGUCUCCGUUCUCGCCAGUUUGGUCGAUGCCGCUCUAGACUUCCUCAGUACUGCGAUCGUGUGGACGACGACAUAUCUCAUCUCUCGAACGGACUACUACAACUAUCCCGUUGGACGUCGUCGGCUGGAACCAAUCGGUGUGCUCGUAUUUUCGGUUGUCAUGGUCACCUCCUUUGUACAGGUUGCGCUUGAAGGUAUCAAGCGCAUGAAUUCUGGAGACCACUCCAUCAUCCAGCUGACUGUUCCUGCAAUCGCAAUCAUGAGCUCCACCGUGAUCGUCAAAUUUGCAUGCUGGAUAUGGUGUCGCCUGAUCAAGAACUCGAGCGUCCAGGCCCUCGCACAGGACGCAAUGACUGAUGUUGUAUUCAACAUCUUCAGCAUCAUAUUUCCGCUCGUCGGAUACUGGCUCAAAGUCUGGUGGCUGGACCCCCUCGGCGGUAUCCUGCUUUCCGUCUACGUGAUCGUAAACUGGGGCAGCACGACCGGCGAGCACAUCAAGAACCUCACCGGCGCCGCCGCAGAUCGCGACGAGCGCAACGUGCUCCUCUACCUCACCAUGCGCUUCGCAAAGACGAUCAAGCAGAUCCAGGGCCUGAAUGCGUACCACGCCGGCGACAAGCUAAACGUGGAAGUCGACAUUGUGCUGGACGAGAACACGGCGCUGCGGGACAGCCAUGACCUGGGCGAGAGUCUGCAGUAUGUGCUGGAGAGCGUGCCGACGGUGGAUCGCGCGUUCGUGCAUAUGGAUUACAAGGAUUGGAAUCUGCCGACGCAUAUGAAUCAGCAGGCUCAUUGAUUUCAAGACUAGAAGCGGGGGGUUUCAAGUUCUUUUGUUGUACGAUAUGUUGGUGGGGGUUUAUGUACGAUUGCCUGCUCGUGUGUACUUGUAUGUGUAUGUAGGAUGUGGACGUGUACUGGAGGCCACUUUGUUCCCCAAGGCCAGGAGCCACAACCGGCGCAGACGUGUAGUUUAAACAAUCGUUAACCAACAGAUAUUUCAUUGCCA